CAGAAAGUGAGCUCUCUCCAGCUGCCAAGAUGGUAAUAAACGUCUGUCUCCCACAGUUCAAGCCAAGAAUUCACUGCAACAAGAUUUCUGCUGAUGGUUACGAAGUGGAGAAUCUGAUCUCUGAAGACCUUGCCAGGAGAAAUCGUGGUUUCCGCAGCGAAUACUUUAUCAAACCUCCUGUCCACGUCACGAUCUCUUUUCCCUUCAACGUCGAGCUCUGCAGGAUCAAUAUUGACAUCUCAUCUGGGGGAUACCAAACCUUCUCCGGGCUCGAAGUUUACACCUCUACCUCAUGCAAUAAAACCUCUUGGCAGAGCCCUGAGGGUCAGGUCUCAGGUCUGGCCGGUCAGCCUGUGUCGGACAAAGACACUUUCACACUGGUGGGCAAAGCUGUCUUAAAAAAUCAAAGCAAAGUGACGUUCGGCCACAGAGGCUUCAAGCCGAGGCCUCCCUUCCAUCAGAUGGAAAACGUCUUCUCCUACCCCGGCUCUGCAUCUCAAGACCUCUGGAACAAAGGGCCUGCCUCGCUGAGCAACGUGUCGCACUUGAAAAUCUGCAUCACCCACGUGGCCGGAGGCGGCCUGCCUUGCAUUAAGAGGCUGGAGGUGUGGGGACAGCCUGCCAAAUCGUGCCCGCAGGAGGUGAUUGAGGGUGUCUUUCAAGUGGCCUCCCAGUUCUUCGCCCAGGAUGUCAGCAGCCUCAAGCCAGAGCUCUGGACGCCAAUGGAGAGCGACUGCGUGCCCUUCAGCACCAACGACAGCGAGCAGCAGACCCUCUGCAAGCUGGUGGACGUCGUCCAAGACAUCCCCGAAGAAUUCCUGGACCCCAUCACUCUGGAGAUCAUGACCUUCCCCAUGCUCCUGCCCUCCGGGAAGGUGAUCGACCAGACCACCUUGGAAAAAUGCAACCGGAGUGAGGCGUCUUGGGGCAGGGUCCCCAGCGAUCCUUUCACUGGGGUGGCCUUCAGCCAGCACUCACAGCCCCUACCUCACCCUACCCUCAAGGCCAGGAUAGACCACUUCCUCCUACAGCACAGCAUCCCUGGCACCAACCUGCUCGGGAGAGCUCAUGCCUCGGAAAUGCUCGUACCUUCUUCCAUAACAAUGUCUUCUCUGAAAAGGAAAAUAGACUGUAUGGAUCAGAGCUCCGUGCAGCCACCGUAUUUUUCUUCUACAAACUUACUUGUCACGUCUACCUCAGAGAACAGUGCUAAAAAAAUGAAAACUGACAGUGACUCUCAUUUGAUCCAAAUGGACUGUUCGACAGAUCUGGUCUCUCACGAACAAAAACUGUCGGAGAGCUUGGACACUGCCUUGAACUCGGCGCUCAGCUCGAUGCCCUGGUUUACGGCCAAGCUGAUGAAAAGCCAGCAGCAGGCGCAGAGCGAGGGGGGCUGCAGCAGCUCGUGGAGCGGGGGCACCGUCCUCGAGCACGGCAGGAGCAGCCAGACCCAAGGAUGCGCUUCCUGCGGCAAAACCUUCUCCUCUUACUUCAAAACGGAGCCCGUUUACCAGCUCCCCUGCGGCCACCUCAUGUGCCGCCCGUGCUCGGCCGAGAAGCAGAAGUCCCUCUCGUCGAUCCUGUGCGGGAGCUGUAAAAGGUCGGCUGCCACGCACGACGUCAGGAGGGUUCACUUCUGAGCCCUCGGCUGCCGGAGCCGCCGGGAGGGACGAGAACAAGGAGCCGCUGCCGUUCCCCGUGUCUGUG
Molecule: messenger RNA, 1707 nt
Organism: Egretta garzetta (little egret)
Lineage: Eukaryota; Metazoa; Chordata; Aves; Pelecaniformes; Ardeidae
Gene: UBOX5
Product: U-box domain containing 5
Exons: 4
Coding region: 30-1640 (536 amino acids)
Biological process (GO): protein polyubiquitination
Cellular component (GO): nucleus
Molecular function (GO): ubiquitin-ubiquitin ligase activity; ubiquitin protein ligase binding
Source: RefSeq, a predicted model, not a curated record